Morchella sextelata is the source of this 882-nucleotide messenger RNA. RefSeq lists its product as uncharacterized. The record is from RefSeq and is a predicted model, not a curated record. Lineage: Eukaryota; Fungi; Ascomycota; Pezizomycetes; Pezizales; Morchellaceae. Bases 1 to 882 code for a protein of 293 amino acids. The transcript has 8 exons.
AUGGACUCCCAGAAUACAGAGAACUACCUUGCGUUUCUCAAUAACUAUGUUGAGGAGCGAUCUUUGCAGGCUUUCUAUCCACAGGGCUCAGAGACGCUGGUGGGUAUCGCCAAGCAGGCUGACAGUCUGGUCAAGAGCGUUCAUCCGAAAUUUGUACAAAACCCCGAAGUGGCAAUGGAUAUGUCCCUCCUGGCCCUGUAUAGGAUAGUUCUGUUACUCGUUGACAGCGGGUCAAUGAAGAUUUCCGAGGGAGGACGACGGAUUAAGGCACUCCAGGUCUUCCUAACUCGCAUCACCGAAAUUAGCACUCAUUUUGUCAGCGACGGGAUCACCAUACACUGGUUCAACAAACUUGAGGGGGUGAACAAUGUGAAGGAUAUCAAUAAGAUCCCCGAGAUUAUAAAGAGUAAUCCAUUUCGUGGCUGGACAAAGAUUGGGACGGAAUUAAGGGAUAAGAUUUUGGAGCCCUUUGUACUUCGGCCGGCACGUGAGAACACAUUGAAGAAACCUGUGAUGGUGCUUAUUAUUACCGACGGAGAGCCUGCCGAAGAAGCCCCUGGGACAUUGAAAUCGGUGAUUUUGCAACCUCAGCGCCAUCUCCGGAGGCUGAAAUGUGCACGAACAGGUUCGGUGUCCUUUCAAAUUGCUCGCGUAGGGAACAGCUCAACCGCCAAAGCUUUCUUACAUAGGCUGGAUGUAGAUCCCGAGAUCGGAUAUUCCGUUGAUUGCAUCGCAGAGGAGGGAAUCGAAAAAGCGGAACAGUUAUUGGGAGAAGAUGAUGAUUUUUCCCUGACGAAGCUUCUUCUAGGUGCUAUCAUGGAAGGGUGUGACCAAAUGAACGAUGGUGGCGAAGACGACGAGGAUGAGGACGGUAAAGCUUGA